Molecule: messenger RNA, 1471 nt
Organism: Trametes versicolor FP-101664 SS1
Lineage: Eukaryota; Fungi; Basidiomycota; Agaricomycetes; Polyporales; Polyporaceae
Exons: 4
Coding region: 29-1327 (432 amino acids)
Biological process (GO): regulation of DNA-templated transcription
Cellular component (GO): nucleus
Source: RefSeq, a predicted model, not a curated record
ACCAGCCAUGUCGCGCAGACACCCCACCAUGAACGGCGUCCCUGCCCCCUCCCCGUCUACCGCGUACGGCCUCGCCCUGCUCUCCGAGUACACGCACACGCUCGACAGCGUCCCCGUCGAUCUCUCGCGGAGCUUCGGCGACCUGCGCGAGCUCGACGCCGUCCUUUCUUCCUCCAUCACACUCCUUACCGCGAAAGUCAACGAGCUCAUCAACAUGAUCGAAACCAAGGCGGGCACCAACGACGAGCGUCUCUUCCUCCUCACCGAGAUCGCGGAGGAGGCUGCGCGCUUGAAGCUCGGCGGCGAGGACAAGAUCCGCGUCGCCUGCCACGCCGCGGACGGCCUGCGCGCUCACAAAGCACACAUGAAGGCCCUGCUCGACCUCAUACCGGACCAGGAGUUCGCGAGGAGUGCCGAGGCGCUCUCCAGGAAGACAGCGUAUCCCCAUGUUGCGACGCGCAACUUUUACCCGCCCGGCAUGGCGGGCGAGGGCGGGAGGCGCAACCGCCGGGCCGCUGGUGCGGCCACAGGAUACAACGGCUUGUUGGUGAAUGGCGUCGACGCCAGCCCUGGAAAGAGAAAGCGGGUGGUGGCGAGGGAGGACGAUGCGGAUGUCACUCGGACGCCUAGCAAGAAGGAGCGCGUGGAGGCUCCCAAACGAAAUGGCGCGCGUCCCAAAAGGGAUCGCGUCGCGUCCCCCACAGAAUCUAUCAUGUCUGUGGCGUCACACAUGCCUCAAAACGCACCUGCUCCGUCAAACAACACGAACGCUCGUCAGAACGCAUCUGGACGGGCUGGAAGCAACUCAACGAACAAACGCAAUCAGGGCGAAAAUGUCUCCUCACGCCGGGAAGCCUUCAGCGCCCAGCCUCCGUCCUCCAGCCAUCCCUCCCUUCCCGCCCCGUAUGCGGCGACCGCGAACGUGGUGGUGGAAGCUCACGGCGCACGCGCCACGAGCAAUGGGGUUCUGUCGGACUGGCCACACGGGCAGCUCGAGGGCCCCGGCAUGCCUGUCGCGCGCAAUAUCUCCGCUGCCCUCGAGGGCAAUGACGGCACGCUAAGCGCCGGCGGGGAGCCCGACGGCGACGCGGACGACGGCAGGACGUACUGCUUCUGUGACGGCGUCAGCUACGGCGAGAUGAUCGCCUGCGACGACGAGGAGUGCGAGAAGGAAUGGUUCCACAUCGCCUGUGUAGGGCUCACCGUUGUGCCAGACGAAAUGUGGUACUGUUCGCGGUGCAUAGAACGGCGCCAGAGUCAGAAGAAAGCCGGUCGGGGUGGAAAGAAAAGGACAGCUGGCGGACGAACCGCGAGGAACGGUGCAUAAUCGCCGUAUAGAGGCGCCGCGAGACGCGAUGGCCCUCGCAUGUAAUAGUUCUUGUCCGAUAUACCCCCUGCUCUCUCGCUUUGAUCUUCUCCUGUAUUCUAGCACCUGCGUGCUACUACUCUCGACUUGCUCUUUGAGGCGCUC